GGGAAAGGAAGGGAGGCAGAAACACUCACUCACUUACAGAGAGCAGGAGACAGAAAAGCAACCAGGCAGAGAGAAGGAGAGACGGAGCUGGCGGAGUGGUGGCCUUGCAUAACACUUGCUGGAGCAGCCUUUCACGCUGGUCUUGGUGGGGUCUGCAGCACUGACGAACUUCCUUUACCAACAGCCCUUGUUGCAAGAGGCGCAACAGCCCAUAAGCCAAAAUUUAGAGAUCUCCACCAGAGAGCUGCACAAAGGACAGAAUCAGGAAGAAGAAUCCUAGGAGACGUAGACGCAGACUGACACUGACUGGAAGAAUCCUUGGACAUGAUCUGCAGGCAGUGGCUGUGGACAGACUGAUUUUUUUCGAGACCGUGGAAGAGGCAGAUUGAUCAAAGAUGAUUCCUCAUGAAGUUUGCGGAACACAUUUUCAGAACUGGAGGGACUUCAUCUUCUUUGGUGUGGCAGCUGAAGUUGUCCAUUUGUAACAACAUAAAGAGUCAGAGCCACAGAGAACUCUUGGAAGCCCCAGAAAAAUACCACUGAGAAAAUAUUCUCAUAGGGAAAGACCUUAGUACAUAGGAACAUUAAGACUUGUUGGGCACAAUGAAAGCCAAUCAAGAGCGGAGUAAUGGAUGUCUGCCUCCCAAGAAACGUGAGAUCCUGGCAAUGGAGCAGAGGCCAGUAGUAGUAGCCGCUGCUACUCCUCCUGCUGUGGUGCCGACUGAUAGUACCCACACAGAAAACUUAGCAUGGCUUGCAAGUGUGGCCAGUGAACGCUGCAAGUCCAGAGAAACAGAAAGUCCAAGAUGUCCUGUUCCCUCAACUUCUUCUUCUUCUCCUACCACGUCUAUCCCCUCCCCAGCAACUCCCAUUUCGGCUGUGCCCCUGGCCUCUCUGCCAGCAGUUUAUCCAGCUACCCUUCCCCAACAGCCUGGGACAAUCCAGUUUGCUCAACUGGGACCAAACGUGCAAUUCAUCAGCUCUGGGCCCUAUGCUGGCUAUAUUUCCUCCCAUAUCAUUCCAGCUAAUGCUAGUUCUGCCCCUAACAGCUCUGCAUUAGUAGGACAGCGCACCCAGAUAGAUGGCUACACCACUGCCCUAAUAUCUCCCAACACCAAAGGAGAACAGCAGUUUCAAAUUGGACUCUCUCCUACAGAAUUGGCUCCAGUUACACUUCCAGGUUCCCCCCAAGUAACUAAUCAGUACAUCCAUCUGGACAGCAGAGCACCAUUGACUGUAAGCGGAAAUGCUGUAGCAUCAUCUACAGGUCACCUUCAGCUACACCCUCAUGCAGCUGUCCUCCCACCAACUCUUACACUUGCCCCAUCGCAGCUUCUGGUUCAGUAUGCAGAUGGUUCAGCUUCAAAGAAACCAGAAGGCCAUGUUAAGGGUGUACUGAAUGGAGAAGUGGAAGUAGUCAAACAAGCCAAAGUUUCAGGAGCCAACCAUCAGCCCAUACAGAGCUAUGAGGCCAGGCAUAUCCUCCUACCUGCUGACUAUGGCCAAAACCCUACAGGUUUGCAGACCUCCUUGGUGCUUGUUGCCCAGCCAAACCAUGGAGUGGAACAUGAAGCUGGCUCAAAUAAAAUUUCCUUGGUCCAAACAGAGAAAGGAAGCAUCUGUUUUGGGAAGCCUGUAUCCAGGGCCUCUUCUUUCACUUCACUUUCUUCCUCAGAGGUGGUCAAGUCUGUUGCUCCUCAUGCUGUCAUUCAGACCAGUCUGCCUGCCGAGGAACUGCCAGCCAGUCUCUACUCGUCCACCCAGCCUCCUAUCAUUGGCUACAUUACCAGUGCAAACCAGCACACUGUUAGUUACCAUGCAGCACUGCCUCAGCACCUGGUCAUCCCAAGUGGCCAGUCCCUCCUCAUACCAGUCAGCAGUGCCAACAAUGGCACAGAAAUAGAGGUCAGUCGCACUGUCAGUGCUCUUACUGCCACUACUACCCCUCAAAUAUCCACUGCCAUGCCACAUGCCUACUUGGCAACAGCUUUGUCCAAAUGUGAAGCUCUUGGCCCAGACGUAAAUCAACCCCCUACUGUCAAACCACAGGCCACAGCCUUACCAUCACUGCCCACAAACCCAGUCGCCACAGUGGUUGCAGCUCCUUCCCAAACUCCCACUUCUGUUCCUACUCCUUCCCCGGCUUCAAUCCAAGCCUCCCCCUCCAUCUCUUCCCCAUCUUCUCCCGUGGCUCUUCCACCAUUCUUUAUGCGAGGAUCUAUCAUCCAGCUAGCUGAUGGGGAAUUAAAGCGUGUAGAGGACCUCAAGACAGAAGACUUUAUUCAGAGCGCUGAGAUCAGCAGUGAACUAAAGAUAGACUCCAGCACUGUGGAGCGCAUAGACAGUGGUCAAAGUCCCAAUGCAGUGCUCAUUCAGUUUUCAGUAGGGGAGCUCAAAGCCCAGGUGUGUGUCGAGGUGCUGGUGGAGUAUCCGUUCUUUGUUUUCGGCCAGGGCUGGUCAUCUUGCUGUCCUGACAGAACCACACAACUGUUUGAGUUGUCAUGUGCCAAGCUUUGCGUCGGUGACGUCUGUGUGUCCUUGACCCUACGCAGUUUAAGGAAUGGCUCCCUGACAGACUGUCAGGCUUUGGGAACCAAGCUGAAAAUGGGUUCACUCUCUGACCCACCCCACUGCAUUGAUCCCAAUAUGACAGACACUAUAAAUCCCAACCCUCCGGGCAGUAAUGGUACUCUCCUCAUGAAGGCUUCCACUGCCAACAGGGUGGAGAGACUGAACAUUUCUGGAUCUGGAGAUGGAGAAACUAUUCGGCUGGUACCAUCUCCAGAAAGGGUGGAGGGGAUGUACAAAGGUGCAUCAGUGGUGGCAGGUUCUGGGAGGAGAGAAAUAAGACAAGAUUCAAUAAAAACAGACAUAUCCGCACUCUCUAAACCACAGUGCAAUGAUCCAGAGAGACCUUUUGUUCGCAAGAGACGCUGGUCGGCUCCGGAGCGAGACCAGACUGAGAAAGCUGAAGAGGAACCUCCUGUGACUCUGCCUAAGCCCUCUUUUUUACCACAUGAGGUGAAAAUCAGCAUAGAGGGCCACUCGAGUGCUGGGAGUGAAAGAUGUUUGAAGAAAAGAGUUGACUGUUAGGAGAACUUUGAAGUACCCGUUAUUUGCUUUGUGUCCAGCCUCUCUUUUUUCACUCAAUCCUGACUACUGUAAUAUAGAGUUUUUUACAGGAUUUACAUGUUUUCUUUCAAACAAGGAAGAAGUAAAGUAGAGCACCUUGAUGUGGUAAGACGCAAGAUGAGUGCAAUUUCUGCUGAAAGCAACAAUGAAUGCAAAUGAAAUGUUGAUCAUGAACGGGGAACGUCUGUUGUAGGACGGAAUAAUGCGGGACCGAAAUGAGUUUUCUUACAAAAUAAUAAAGCACAGGACGUUGUGUUUAAAGGGGUGUGUUGAGGCAUAAGUGGAAGGUCGAGUAAGAGAUGUUUGGUGUUUUAAUGACAAUGGUUUUUGUCUCAGUCUGAAUCGAGAUUUGUAUUUUCAUCUAUAAUUUUCACACCAUCAUGAUAGCGGGUGGCCUUAUUCCUCUAUAUGAUUGUGUGUUUGCCUGUUCACAUGUAUGCUUGUUUUGUUCUUGCUGUCAAAUGGAGCACAGGAUGUGAGAUGAUACUGUUAGCUGCAAAAUUGUUCAAGUUGUGAAAUUCAUGACUAAGAAGGCUUGAAUGUAAUCCCCUAAAUAGUGACUCACCAAGUCAUGCAUGUGCUGUUUGUUACAACCCGAUUUGUAAAAUGAGAAUAUCGCUCUGAGUGUGAUGCAAUACUAUCGCAACAGGCUGGUUUUAACAGUUAUAUGUAGAUACAUCCCUACAGUAUUUCCACUAAAUACCAAUAAAUGAGUUCAGUUACAGCUAUAUGAACAUUUUACAGGGAUAUGAAAUAUGGCUUACUAACUUGACUAAAUGUUUCCUGAGCACAUACAACUGCUUACAAUGGGCUAUUCUGCAGUCCAAUGCAUCUCUACCAGUGUGUUUAUGUUUUGAUACAACUAAAUAAAUUAAAACGAUAAAAAAGUAGACUAAAGCAGCCCUGAAGUACAAUAUAUUGUGGGGUCUGGUUUCUUCACACCGCUCCUAUGGCAUUAUGUUUAUUAUCAUGGAUAGAUGAACUGUUUGAAAGUAAUGUCCCAUGACUCUUAACCAUUAUAGAACAACUUUAUGUUGCACUGGAGAGCCUUAGCUCAGCAUUCAUAUAAUUCAGCUCACUUUUAUUAUAAUAGUCUAGGGCAAUUUGUAUCAUAAAAAAAUGGCUGAUGUUAUAAAAUAACCUAAGAACAACCAUUUUGACCUUGAAGAAAUAAUGGAACAGUCAUAUCCCUACUUAAACACUUGAAAUAAUAACAUCAAGCCAUCUUUGGCUUUAAAACUGAGGAAAAUGUAAUCAAUACUGACCACCAAUCUUUGUUAUAGUUGAGCAGGGAUUUAGCACUUUAAAUAAAUAGAAAUUUUACACCUUAUAAAUAAAACACCUGCAAAUAUAGCAUAUUCUAUAGAUACCUGUUCUGAAAAAAAAUUGUAUUUGAAAAAAGGUCUUGCUUGUGUCUUUGCCUCCUGUUUACAUAAACCAGGAUUAUACUGCAGCCCAUAUGCCUCAGAAGUCAGAACUCAAAUCUGGUAAUAAAGGUGUACUAAGCAUAACCAUGUUCCAAUUUUAGAUAUUUCUGUGAUUAGCUAGUUUUUAUAAGUUUGUUUUUGUUUUGUUUUUUUGAAAAGAAGCUAGAAAAAAAUCUGACUGCUGCCUACAAAAUAAAAUAAAGCAUUAAUAUUCAAAGCGCUGCAGAAUUUUAGUAAAGGUAGGUGUAAAACUGGCAAAAGUCGUUGCUGCAAGAGUAAGGCAAUCAGUGGGUCAGAAAUCGGGCAACAAAAAAUAAGCCUUUAAACAAGCUGACAUUUUGCUAGUUGGGUUUGCACCCGGAUGGACCACAAGUCUAAAACAAUUUUACAGCAUUUAAUGUGUUAUUCAUUUAGUCACAGUGGCAAACUUUUUAAUAGCAGAGGUUAGUAUAAGUUAUAUUAGAUCAAGUUAGCAAAUAAUAUGAGCAGUGCAAAAAAUUGCAAAAAAAAAAACGUUUGGCUAAUAACGCAAAUCUUGUAAUGAUAAAAUGAGAAAUGAUGUUAAUAUUUAUAUCCAUUUAUCUGCUAAUGAAAUUCAGCUUGAAACUCCAAAUAGUGGUCAAGGUAAAUAUUAAUUGGACUGCUUAUUUCCUAAUUUCCAUAUCAUGUGGAAACUUCAUAGAAAGAUAAAUAUUGUAUUAAGUGAAUUGAGGACAUUUCUUUAAUGGGUUCAGUUGCUGUCUCUAUUAAGCUCUAAAAAGGUUAAAAUGUACUUCAUUUGGUGAUUUUAACUGGAGAAAAAGAUGCUGCUGCUAUAGUUUGUUCUAACCAAAAAAUGACAUCAAAGAAAAGCAGUGUGUGCUACCUAAAAAAAGACAAAGAUUUCAGCAUUUUGGGCGACUAAUCUCAUUGGUACCUCUUUAACAAACACCAAGGCUUUGAUAUUUAGCAUGCAUGAAGUUUACAGCAGUACAGUGGGUUUUACAUUGAGAUUUUAACAUCAAUUUGCCUUUCUCAGGUCGACACCUGAUAUAUGCUAGAGCAAUGGCGUUGUGAUCUAAACACCAAACUUUCCUUGUUUCCAUUUUAGAAGAAAAAAAAAGAUUCAUACUACAUUCAUACUCAGGAAGGGGACGUAGUUAACAGAUUGUAUUUGAGCUAUGUAUGUGUGUGUGUAAGUGAAGGCCUGAGAUAGUAUUUCCAUGUCAUCAGUCACGUGUAUGUGUGUGGAUCGAUGUUUAUGUGUGUUGAAAAGCAGCACUUUGAUGGAACAUGCAGUUGGAACUUGAUGGCAAUGGUGAACCUCUCUCACAGUUUUUAGAUAUAAUGAUAUGAGACUGUUUCUUAUCACUGUUUUGCAGGUUUAUCACAGAGAGAAACCAAUAUAGAAUGUAAACAGACAUGAAACAAACUUUAUUUUUCUGAGGAUUUAUAGAGCUACUAUUAAGCGAAAGGCAGAGAUGCUAUAGAGCAAGCUAGUCAUGUACAGUGAAAUUGUAUCUUAGAGAGUGUACAGAGUGUAAUCUAACCUUUUAAUGUACUGUAUGUGCCACAACGCCUCCUUCUUCAAUCAUUCCAUUGACUCACUGAUACCUACAACUUCUGCUCUUGUUUGUUUCAACUCUGGUAUUGAUCAAAUGUUCAUGAAUGUGGGAACAACACUACGGUGGGCCUCCUCAGAGUUUAGUUGGUGUGAAAAAUGGAUUGCAGUUUUAUCCUAAUAGCCAUUUAACUCCUAUGGGAGGGGUUUAUUGUAUACCCAGAAAUCAGACUGUUCUGUUUGUGUGUGACUGCUCAGGCUAUAUAUAUAUAUAUAUAUAUAU
Molecule: messenger RNA, 6382 nt
Organism: Cyprinodon tularosa
Lineage: Eukaryota; Metazoa; Chordata; Actinopteri; Cyprinodontiformes; Cyprinodontidae
Product: ataxin-1-like
Exons: 3
Coding region: 604-3093 (829 amino acids)
Biological process (GO): negative regulation of transcription by RNA polymerase II; nervous system development
Cellular component (GO): nucleus
Molecular function (GO): protein binding; RNA binding
Source: RefSeq, a predicted model, not a curated record